This is a messenger RNA of Entrophospora sp. SA101, 1932 nucleotides long. The record is from the annotation of a GenBank genome assembly. NCBI's taxonomy places the organism in Eukaryota, Fungi, Glomeromycota, Glomeromycetes, Entrophosporales, Entrophosporaceae.
AUGUCUCUGAAACUUUCACGUUUGGCUUUGAGGGAUAUUGUUGAUGUGAGAUUACGUGAGGUUCAAGAAAGAUUAAAUGAUAAACAGAUUACUAUUGAUAUUGACGGACAUGCAAAAGCAUGGUUAGCAACAAAUGGUUAUGAUCCUGUUUAUGGUGCCAGACCGCUUAAUAGGUUGAUUCAAAAGAAGAUACUUAAUCCUUUAGCAAUGAAUUUAAUAGAGAAAGCUCCAAGAGUAUUUUCAUUAGAAAGCUUUAAUAUUAAUGGCACAAUUUUAUUUUAUGUUUUAAAAAAAAACGGUGGUAAAAUUGAUAAUAAGAGACAGGGGUAUGUUGAAGCUAUAAGAGAAAAUGAAAAAUUUGUCACUUAUUAUAAGGCACAAAACAUUAUUCCUGAUGAAGAUGAAUGGAAUAAAUUUAUGGAAUUUAAUAAAUCAAACCUUCCUACAUGUUUCAGAAUUACUGGGUUUAGAAGUCACUCAUUUGAAUUAAGAGAUUUAAUGAAAACCAAAUAUUUUCCAAAAAUAAAUGAAAUUCAAUUUGGUGAUGAUCAAAAAUCAGAAGCUCCAAAACCUUUGCCUUGGUAUCCUGACGAACUUGCUUGGCAACAUUUAGCUCCAAGAAAUACAAUUAAAAAAGAUCCUGCUUUCCAAUACUUUCAUAAAUGGUUAGUGGCUGAAACUGAUGCGGGUAAUAUUAGUAGACAAGAAGCUGUUAGCAUGAUUCCAACAUUAUUAUUAGAUGUUAAACCACAUCAUUGGGUAUUUGAUAUGUGUGCUGCUCCUGGAUCCAAAACUUCUCAAAUUAUUGAAGCAAUUCAUGCAAAUGAUUCACAGGAAAUCAAGAUUCCAUCUGGUAUUGUGAUUGCUAAUGAUGCUGAUUCAAGAAGAAGUUAUAUGCUUAUUCAUCAAACAAAAAGAUUAAGAAGCCCAUGUUUGGUGGUAACAAAUCAUGAUGCAGCACAAUUUCCUAUAAAAAUUUUACUUCGUGGAGCUCAAUUACUCAAAGAAAAUGGGCGUAUUGUUUAUUCAACAUGCACUUUUAAUCCAUUAGAAAAUGAGGCAGUUAUAGUAGAAGUUUUAAAAAGAUGUAGAGGAAAUUUAGAAUUAGUAGAUGUAUCUGAUCAAUUACCACAAUUGAUUAGGACACCUGAUGGUAACUGGGUGGAUAAAAUACAAGAUAUUGAUAAAAAUUGUCAAAAAAAUUAUCCUAAAUCACUUUGGCCACCCAAAGAUAUUGAUGAAUUUCAUUUGGAAAAAUGCAUACGAGUUUAUCCACAUUUUCAAAAUACAGACAAAUGUAAUUUGGUGCCGCCUUUGAAAGAAUUACCAUCAGUAUCAUCAUCAUCAACUGAUAUAAUAAAAAGCAAUAUUGAAGAGUCAUCUAAACGUACAAAAGUUGAAAAAAAUAAGGCAAAGUCAAACAAUAAUAUCAAGAAGAAAGAAAUAAAAGUUGAAAAAGAUGACUCUUCAAGUAAAAAUUCUUUAAGCGGAGAAGAACCAUUUAUACUUUUAUCUCCUGACAAUGAAGAAAUACCAAUAAUAAAAAAUUUUUAUGGGUUAUCAGAUGAAUUUCCUGUAGAUCAAAUACUUGUUCGUUCAGAAACUGAAAAGAAUAAAACAUUGUAUUUAGUCUCAAGUGCUGUAAAGACCCUAUUACAAGCAAUUAAUACACAAAAACUUAGAAUAGUAAAUACCGGAGUAAAGUUAUUUACAAGACAUGAUACAUAUGAUGUAGUAAGAUGUAAUUUUAGGUGCAAUGCUGAAGGGAUUUCCACAAUAUUUCCUUUUCUAUCUUCAAAGAGAGUCAUUAAUCUUGGAUUAAAAGAAUUGGAGAUUUUAUUAUCUGAACCAAAUCCAUUAUUUAGUAAAUUUGAUGAGGAUGUUAAUGAAAGAAUAAAAGAACUAGUUAUAUUAGAUAAUUUCACCGAUUAA